Mycena indigotica is the source of this 2901-nucleotide messenger RNA. RefSeq names its product Peptidase S59 domain-containing protein. Bases 1 to 2901 code for a protein of 966 amino acids. Gene Ontology annotation, biological process: post-transcriptional tethering of RNA polymerase II gene DNA at nuclear periphery; RNA export from nucleus; protein import into nucleus. The transcript is spliced from 6 exons. The record is from RefSeq and is a predicted model, not a curated record. Lineage: Eukaryota; Fungi; Basidiomycota; Agaricomycetes; Agaricales; Mycenaceae. Gene Ontology annotation, molecular function: structural constituent of nuclear pore. Gene Ontology annotation, cellular component: nuclear pore cytoplasmic filaments; nuclear pore.
AUGUUUGGCUCUACGUGGGGCAAUAAUCAACAAUCCCAACCACAGCAACAACAAUCCUCGGUGUUUGGGCAGCCUUCAGCGUUCGGCCAGACUGGUACGUCUUCAACAACCGCCACAAACAACCCAGUCAACCAGCAACCAGCUUUUGGCGGCGGGUCUAGCGCGUUUGGCCAGCCACAGCAGCAACAACAGCAACCUACAAACUCGAUAUUUGGUGGUGGCGCGACUGGAGGUACAACAGGUGCUUUUGGUGCGUUUGGUGCCAACAACAACAACAACAACAAUGGCCAGACCAACGCCGUUAAUCCGGUAUUCGGAGGUGCGAAGCCAGCGACAGGGUUUGGCGCGUUUGGAGGUGGUGGCACGAGUGCAUUUGGUGGAGGUGGGGCAUUUGGGGGUAAUGCCGCAACGACGACGACUGGAGUAUUUGGACAAACUGCAAACAACACGGGGUCCGCGUUUGGUCAGACAAACUCCAUUUUUGGAAAGCCUGCAACAACAACGGCUUUUGGAGCUACAACAUCAAAUACCUCCAAUGGUCCUAUGGAGAACGUCCCACCUGUGACAACAGGCACCUCAAACCCACCAUUCCAACCAUUCAGCGAGAAGGAUACUGCAACAAACUCGACCAGUCUUUACCAAUCGAUAACUUGCAUGCCAACAUACCGCGGCACUUCAUUCGAGGAAUUGAGAUAUCAAGACUAUGCCCAAGGACGGAAAACAGCGGGUGCAAGUGCUACCGCAUUUGGACAACCCAGCGCGUUUGGUGCCCAACAGCCGACAAACAAUGUUUUUGGUCAGCCAGCCCAACAACCACAGACCUCUGUUUUCGGUCAACCAGCUGCUCAACCCGCAACCGGAUUCGGAGCAUUUGGAGGCCAGCAGACAAACUCUGUCUUCGGGGGUGGAACCACCAACAAUGCAUUUGGACAGCCGCAACAACAACAACAACAAACGUCUGCGUUUGGCGCAUUUGGCCAACCUCAGCAGCAGCAGCAGCAACCCCAGCAAAGCAGCGUUUUUGGUGGUGGCACGACUGGUGUGUUCGGUAACAACAAUGCCGCUGCUGCUGCCCCUAAGCCUGCCUUUGGCGCGUUUGGUAAUAAUGCGUUUGGGAAUGCUACCGCAACAACGCAACCGACUACGGGUUUGUUCGGGAAUACAAAUAACGCAAACAAUGGACAAACCAACUCCGUCUUUGGUGGUGGUGGAGGGGCAUUCGGCAACAACAACAAUAACAACGCGCCGAAAACUGGUCUGUUUGGUCAACCCGCCGCUCAACCGACGCAAAAUGCAUUCGGUGGUAACUCGCUCUUUGGUGGGGGACAGCAGCAGCAGCCAGCCCAACAACCUUCUGCUUUUGGUGGAUUCGGGACCAACAAUCAGCAACAACAAACUGCUGGCAAUUCUUUGUUUGGUGGGAAUACGGCCAAUCCUGCGGGAACAACCAAUAGCCUUUUUGGUGGUGGUGGGGCAAAUACCGGGUCGGGUCUUUUUGGCAACAACAAUCAACAGCAACAGACCAACUCGCUAUUCGGGAAUAAACCUACUACAGGUUUGUUUGGUGGAACGAACACAACAAAUAAUGCGCCAACCACGGGACUCUUCGGCAACACAACUCAGCAGCAGCAACCUUCAGCGUUUGGUGGCAAUAGCCUGUUUGGGGCACCGAAACCCGCAGCUUCAGCCUUGGGACAAUCGAACUCCAUGACUGGAUCCGGCCUGUUUGGUGGUGGGGGGGCAUUUGGAAACAGCACCACCAAUAAUGCAGGCACGAGCAAUUUGUUCGGUGGUAGCAUGAACCUCAACAACUCCCAACAACCCCAGCAAAUGUUGACGACUUCGAUUGCUCAACCGAUCGCAACCGACCUGUUCUCGAUGCUUCCACCGGGCCCACAUGCAGUAUCUCUGGAGCAGUCGACCAAGAAGAAGGUCCCGUUCUUCGUCGAUGUCCCCAUGCGAGCACCAGUCCCCCGUGUAGGUCUGAGCUACAGCCCCGCUUCUUCAAAACUUCGCGGAUUCGGUUCAUCGAGUACCAUGACCGUGACAUCCGCGCCGGGGAAUCCGUUCCAUCAAGGCAACCUCGCUGCCUCCGCUCUUGGCCAGAGUCGACCUGGCGUACUCCGAGUUGACUCUCCCGACGCCCUUCUUCGGAGUUCGACGCCGACCCUUGGAAGCGGAACGAAGAAUAGUGUCAAGAAACUAAUUCUGGAUAAGAAGGUCGAGCCGGGGGAGCUAUUUGGCAAGACUUCAUCGCCUGGAAGCGCUGGCAAAGGCAAGAUCACGUUCAGCCCCGCCUUAAGCAUCGCGGCGCGAGAAAAAGAGGCCCAGGCUGCCGCUGCCGCUACCACACGUGUCGCGGAAUCACCAUCUCCAGCAGCCCGGCCGGCUCCGGCGACAGGAAAUCGAUUUGCUGCGCAAGCCAACGAUGACCAUGGCGAGGGAGACGAGAACGGCGAAGAGGGGACAUAUUGGCUACGACCUGACCUGAACACACUGCGACAGGCAGGCUACACCAAGCUGUCCGCUUUCCCCGAUCUGGUGGUUGGCCGUGUAGGGUACGGCGAGAUUCGUUUCCUCGACCCUGUGGACCUGACCGGACUACCGAAACUGAAUGUACUGUUGGGGGGCGUGAUCAGGUUCGAAGACAAGGAGUGUUCGGUCUAUCCGGACAGUGACGAGAUCGAGAAGCCGCCAGCGGGGCAAGGGCUGAAUGUCCGUGCUCGAUUGACGCUGGUGAGGUGUUGGGCUGUCGACAAGGCUACGCGGGAGCCAAUCAAGGAUGCGAGCCACCCAGCAGCGAUCAAGCACCUGAGGCGGCUCAAAAACAUGAAGGAGACGACGUUUGAGAGUUUUGAUCUAGAAAAGGGCGAGUGGGUGUUUUCGGUGGAUCACUUUUAG